AUGCGAGAUACCCAGCUGCAGCUCCUUCAAGUAGCUCGCCUCGGCGCCGCCGCACCCUUCAGACCAGACAGCCCGCGUUCCCGCACCAAGUCACAGCGGUCCUCGUCGCAGCACUGGAACCAGUAUCCACCCCGGACCGCCGAGACUCGCCGCUGGCGUCCCUCGUACCUAGACUGUCAUCAUCAGCAGCAGCAGCAGCAGCCACAGCGCGACGUGUGUACGGCAUUGCAGACGCCGCUCAAUCGCAAACAGGUGACCUUUUACGGCGUGCCCGAUAGUAGCGGUAUCGGCGUCGGCAGCGGUGGCGGCGGUGGUGGUGCCGCGCAGGUCACAGGACCGGCGCGCGAACACAGGCGGCGGCAGCGGCAGCGUCAGCAGGCGGCGGAGGCGGAGGCAACGGCGGCCAAGCCGGGCGGGUCGCUGGCGAGAUACUUGAGUGCGGCGCUGAGUUCGAUGCAAGCGAUGACGGCGCGUUUCGUGAUUGUACAAUUUGAUCCUCGACCGGCUCCUCGACUGGUCGCGGUGCGGCGCACGAGGCUCGGGUCAGACACCACGGCACGGGAACAGGAACAGGCCGCGCGCCUUCCAUCUUCGACAACGCAUCCCGGCCCCGGACAGGACCGGGCCGCGCACGCCCACCAGCGGCAGCACACGCUCGUGCGGCGCGCGCCGGAGCCGGUGACGGGCGAAGUUGCAACGAAUCGCCAUAGCAGGACCAGCCCGCGUCGAUACGCGCUCAUCAAAAUGCACGACGGUGCGAAUCUCGUAAGACCAGCUACCGAUUCUGCUGUUGCCGCGGGCACAGCGCAGCGGCCUGACAACAUAACGGGCCUGUCGCCUCGCGCUAGAUGCAGUAGCUGA
Beauveria bassiana ARSEF 2860 is the source of this 861-nucleotide messenger RNA. RefSeq lists its product as uncharacterized. Bases 1 to 861 code for a protein of 286 amino acids. The transcript is spliced from 2 exons. Lineage: Eukaryota; Fungi; Ascomycota; Sordariomycetes; Hypocreales; Cordycipitaceae. The record is from RefSeq and is a predicted model, not a curated record.